Cyclospora cayetanensis is the source of this 1251-nucleotide messenger RNA. Its product is annotated as thermitase-like. Gene Ontology annotation, molecular function: serine-type endopeptidase activity. The transcript is spliced from 3 exons. Bases 1 to 1251 code for a protein of 416 amino acids. Gene Ontology annotation, biological process: proteolysis. Lineage: Eukaryota; Apicomplexa; Conoidasida; Eucoccidiorida; Eimeriidae. The record is from RefSeq and is a predicted model, not a curated record.
AUGCCUCAGGACGGCGAAUUUGAGGAAAACAAGUCUCAGGCUAAAAAGCCCCCAGCUGAGUACUGGCAAAGCGUUAUCGACCUUGAGUCUUCUAAGGCCCUUGGCACGUGUCGGCGGGAAGUCAUUAUCGGCGUGAUUGACUCGGGAGUCGAGUAUGCACAUCCUGCACUCCAGCCGAACAUUUGGGUCAAUGCAAACGAGGUGCCUGCUAACGGAGUCGAUGAUGACAAGAACGGCUACGUUGACGACGUACAUGGAUACAACUUCCUCGACCGAAAUGGAGAUCCAAAAGACGACCAUGGGCAUGGCACUCACGUUGCAGGUAUCAUAAGUGCGGUGCCCGAAAACACAGGGGUUUCGGGUGUCUGUGGAGAAAUUAGCGUCGCAGCGCUACGCUUCAUCAAUAAACAUGGGAUAGGAACGGUAUCACUGGCGAUCGAGGCUCUGAACUAUGCUGUUCAAAUGGGGUUUCAAGUGUCUUCCAAUUCAUGGGGAGGGUCUACCUUUUCAUACCAGCUUAGACGUGCUAUAGCCCGGGCGAACAAAGCGAAUCACUUGUUCGUAACUGCGGCUGGCAACAAGGGCAUAGCUAUCGAUUUUGUACCAGAAUAUCCAGCUGCCCUCAACCUGCCCAACGUCAUUACUGUCGCGGCUACUGAUGAGCACGACCGGCUUGCAAAGUUCAGCAACUACGGCAGGAUGACUGUGCACGUCGCAGCGCCAGGGGUUAAUAUUCGGAGCACUUACCCUCCAGACACCUCUGCCCGUCUAUCGGGGACCUCCAUGGCCACCCCGAUUGUGGCGGCAGUGAGCGCUCUGCUGUUUUCCGUCAAGCGCACAACGGUCGUCAAGGUCCGGCAUGCGAUCCUUUCCUCAGUUGACAAGCUGCCCCAGCUGCGGAGCCGUGUGAAGACUGGGGGAAGAGUGAAUGCUGCAAAGGCUUUGAAGCUCUUUUUGGACGACAGCCCCAAGCAAGUUCGCCUUGCUCCAUUCCCAGAAACGAGCAAGAUUGCACAUACACGCCCCAACACCGUCAUGGUAGACAGUCAUUUCCAAGACACGCACAUACGAUGCGCCCAAAAAGAGAUUCCUGCCCAGCACGAGCAUACAACUUUGCCCAUCAGAAAGAAAACAGCAUUCGCACAGUGGACUACUGGACGCUUAUGGAACUGGAUCAUGCGCACCCCAGAAGGUCCUAUUGGCCAAUGUGGAAUGCAGACGCACUCCGGGGGGUCGGGUCGCACAGUGUGA